Racocetra persica is the source of this 2922-nucleotide messenger RNA. Lineage: Eukaryota; Fungi; Glomeromycota; Glomeromycetes; Diversisporales; Gigasporaceae. The record is from the annotation of a GenBank genome assembly.
AUGACUCAUCAUAUGGAACCGAAGAUCGCAAAUUUUAUUUUGUAAAAAAUGCUUUAACUGUGGAUACAGAUAACCUCAAUUGGGCAGCUCCAGAAAUAAUGCAAGAAAAUGCUUAUUAUACGUGGUUGGCUUAUCAAAAGAUUCUUUAUAAAGAAAAGAGUAAUGGUGAGAUUAUUUCUCAUGUUACUAAAGGUGGUAGGGAGGAUUUAAACAUAGAAAGUUCUAACAUUCCAGAAGAAUAUAUAAAAAUUAUUCAAGAAGGAUGGAAGCAUAAGGCAGAAGAAAGGAUUAAAAUGGAUGAAGUCUCUUUCAAACUUUUAGAAUUGGAGAAUAAAUUAAGACAUGAAAGAUCUAAUCAACUCUCAAAUUUUAUAGAUGUAUUCAAUUUGACGAGGAAUGUAAAUUUAAAUCAUGGCUUAAUUAUUAACACGAAAAAAAUACGACCUUCAGAUUUUUCAGCAUGUAUCUUUAAAAUUCAACCAAAUAUCACUGAAUUGCAUUCUCGAAAAUUUCAAGCAAAAUUAGUGCUUUCUUCAGAAUAUAAAGAUUCCUUUUUGUUAGAAAACCAUAUCGAUUCAUCUGCCAUUAAUACAAAAUAUCUCGAAUGGAUGAAUGAUGCAAAUCCUCUAAAAAAUAAUUCUGUUGUAAAGGAUGUUUAUUUAGAAAUACAAAGUCCACAGGUUGAAUUGAUUUUCAGGAAAGAGUUAAUAAAACCCUCUGAAAAAUUAGUAAUUGCUAUUAAAAACGCAUUAAAUCACCAGAAUCCUUACCGAGAAUUGAUGAAAGUAUUUAAUACUUAUGGAUAUUUUCUGCCCGAGAGAGUUAUACUUGGAUAUAAAUUGUAUGUAAUGUCGAAUUUAAUCACAGAUAAAGAUUCAUCAGAAUCAGAUGUUAGGAAUGAUGAAUGGACAAUAGAUGAUUUUUCAUUAGCAAAAUAUGAAGAAUUCUUUAACAAAUGGGGAGAUCACAUAAAAUCAUACAACUUUAAUUCAUCUUAUUUAAUUUCAAUUGAUGGUGAUAUAGUUACGAGAGAUAAGAUUAAAGAAUGGGCAAAUAAUUUUCUUGGAAACGAUGAUCAGACAAUUAAUUCUAUAAUUAAAGCAAAAGUUCUCAUGACAGGUCUUUAUGGAAAACUUAUGACACAAGAUGGUAUCCCAAUCAAUAAUAUCGUAGUUGAGUUUAAAUCUAUGAAUAUAUAUGGUUUCUCAGCUACCAUUGAGAGUUUUAAUACUAGUUUUGAGGUGAACAUUGAAAAUUUGCAAAUAAUUUGGAUAUUAAUUGGUGUACCGUCUGAAAUUGGCAUCUAUUGUCCAGAUACACGAAAUAUCUCCAUUUUAUGUUUAGAUAACUAUGCAUUUGUUCCAAAAAUGGGCUGUAAUACUCAAGAUCCAUGUUUUAGGGCCGAAAUUAAAAAUUAUGAUGAGGGAAUUGAUGUUACUAUUCAUAUUAAGGAGAGUAAAAUAAUGGAUAAUGAAGAUAAAUUUACGGAUGUGGAAACUACUUUUAAGAGUGAAAUUUCGAGUAAAAUAAUGGAUAAUGAAGAUAAAUUUACGGAUGUGGAAACUACUUUUAAGAGUGAAAUUUCGAGUAAAAUAAUGGAUAAUGAAGAUAAAUUUACGGAUGUGGAUACUACUUUUAAGAGUGACAUUUCGAGUAAAAUAAUGGAUAAUGAAGAUAAAUUUACGGAUGUGGAAACUACUUUUAAGAGUGAAAUUGCGAGUAAAAUAAUGGAUAAUGAAGAUAAAUUUACAAAUGUGGAAACUACUUUUAAGAGUGAAGUUUCGAGUAAUAAUGACUAUAGCGACGAAACUUCUAACGCAAGUGUUGAAUUAGAAUAUUCAUUUCAAUGUCAUUUGCAGGCAUUAGGACAAAGCAUUAGACAAAGUGGUGACAUGAAAAAUAUAAUUAGCUUAGAAAACAUUACUCAUCUUGGAUUAGAUUUAAGCUAUAAUAAGCUUGAUUCUAAAGUAGGAAAAACUUUACUGAAUGCUUUAAAAAGAAACAAGGUCACAAAUUUGGACUUAAGUUAUAAUAAUAUUAAUAUAGAAAUGGGAAAGGCCCUUGUAGAAGUACUGCAAACAAACACUACACUCACUCAAUUAAAUUUAAAAUCUACUAAAAUUCAGUCGGAAACCGUAAUAGAUUUGGUAAAAAUAUUAAAAAGUAAAAUUCCUCUUAAUGACCUUGAUUUAAGCCAUAUAAAGCUUAAUAGUAAAGCAGGAAUGACGCUAACAAAAGUUUUAGAAAAUAACGAAACACUCUCAAAAUUAAAUUUAAGCAAUAAUGAUAUUGAUUUAUCUUUCAGAAAAGCUUUGGUAACUGUCUUAGAAAAGAAUAAAUCUCUUGUUAAUCUGGAUUUAAGUUUUAACAACCUUGAAACUGAAGUAAUAGUGGCAUUGGCUAAAGCCUUAGGAUCAAACAGUAAACUUACCCACUUGAACUUAUGUUUUAUCAAUCCUGAAUUUCGAGCAGAAAUAGCUUUAGCAAAAGCAUUAGAAACAAACAAAACCCUCGUUAGUUUAAACUUGAGUUUAAACAAAAUUGGAUCGUUUGAAGAAAGAAGUUUAAAAGAUCACUUACAAAAAAGUUUUUCAAACUUAACUCGUGAAGAGAAUAUAAUUAAUUGUGUAACAGGAAAGCACUUUAAGAUAGUUUUAGAAAAAAAUAAAACCCUUACUGAUUUAAAUAUAAGUUCAAAUAAUAUUAGUUCAGAGGCGGGAAAAACUUUAAUAGAUGCGCUAAAACACAAUAAAACUCUACGUAAACUGAAUUUAAGCAAAAAUAAUAUUGGCCCCGAAGCGGGAAAGAGAUUAGUAGGAAUUUUAAAAACAAAUAAAGCUCUUACUACCAUAAAUUUAGGAUCAACUAGAAUUGGACCAAAAACAUUAGAUUUAAGCCAUAAUGAUAUAGAUCCUAAAGAAA